Molecule: messenger RNA, 1362 nt
Organism: Eubalaena glacialis (North Atlantic right whale)
Lineage: Eukaryota; Metazoa; Chordata; Mammalia; Artiodactyla; Balaenidae
Gene: TRMT9B
Product: tRNA methyltransferase 9B (putative)
Exons: 3
Coding region: 1-1362 (453 amino acids)
Biological process (GO): tRNA wobble uridine modification
Cellular component (GO): cytoplasm; nucleus
Molecular function (GO): tRNA binding; S-adenosylmethionine-dependent methyltransferase activity
Source: RefSeq, a predicted model, not a curated record
AUGGAUCAUGCAGCUGCCCAGCUGGAGAAGCAGCACGUGCACGAUGUGUAUGAGAGCACCGCUCCUUACUUCAGCGACUUGCAGAGCAAAGCCUGGCCUCGUGUCCGCCAGUUCCUUCAGGACCAGAAGCCUGGCAGCCUCAUCGCUGACAUAGGUUGUGGAACUGGAAAGUAUCUUAAAGUGAACAGCCAGGUACAUACCCUGGGCUGUGACUACUGUGCGCCAUUGGUAGAGAUUGCCCGGCGUAGAGGAUGUGAAGUCAUGGUAUGUGACAACCUUAAUCUCCCCUUUAGGGAUCAGGGCUUCGACGCCAUCAUCUCCAUAGGAGUCAUACAUCAUUUUUCCACAAAACAAAGACGAAUCAGAGCAAUAAAAGAAAUGGCCAGGGUCUUAGUUCCUGGAGGCCAGCUGAUGAUUUAUGUUUGGGCCAUGGAACAAAAGAACCGGCACUUUGAGAAGCAAGACGUGCUUGUUCCAUGGAACAAAGCCUUGUGUUCCCAGCCCCUCUCGGAAUCCAGCCAGCCUGGGAGAAAGAAGCAGUGUGGGCAUCCAGAAAGAAGCCAUCCCUACCACCCUCCCUGCUCUGCGUGCCGCUGUCCCGUUUGUUUCAAGGGGCGCUGUGAUUCGCGGCGGUCCCAUAGCAUGGAUUGUGACUCUGCUCUGGCUGGCACCUGCUGUGCAAAUAUUUCCAAGGAAGGCGAGGAAGAAAAUGGAUUCUAUAACACGCUGGGGAAGUCUUUUCGUUCCUGGUUUUCCUCUAGAUCUUUGGAUGAAUCAACUCUGAGGAAGCAAAUUGAAAAAAUGAGACCCUUGAAAAACACAGAAAGUUGGGCCAAUAGCACGAUAUCCACCCAGCCUUCAAGACACUCAAGUUUCGACUUAGAUCAUCCAGAGCCAUUUUCAACAGGAGAGCAAAAUUUAGAUGAGGAAGUGUUUGUGGAGACUUCUCAAAAACACCUGGAAUGGCUGAGAGCACCCGCUACACACAAACACCUAAAUGGAGACCAUCCAAGAGGCGUGAGGAGAAAUGGAGAUGGGAAUUUUCUGGGUAGCACCAAUACCAAGGAGAAUUGUAUGGAUGCAGGUAACUUAGAAGAGGGUACCCCUUCUGCUAGUAAAAUAUGGAGGAGGAUUUCUGCAGCUGAUGCCAAAGAUUCUAACCCAGGUGACACCAUUUCUGUCGAAGAACAACAGUCCGACAUUUUGGAUUCUGGUGCCUUUAUGCGCUAUUACCACGUGUUUCGAGAAGGCGAGCUCUAUGGCCUGCUGAAGGAGAGUGUGUCGGAGCUCCAUAUUCUGAGCUCUGGGAAUGAUCAUGGCAACUGGUGUAUCGUUGCAGAGAAGAAGGAAAGUUGUGAUUGA